AUGCGUCGCCCUUCGGCAGACCUCACCGACCCUUCGCGCAAUCUAGAGGAGUCUGUUGGCUCACCAUCGUCAGCCAUGGAGGGAGCAGACGUUGACCUAUCCAUGCCCCCGACCUCCGACGAGGAGAUGGACGACACUGACGGCCGCAUCUUCACCCCGCCUCCGCACAUCGCCGCCCGCUUCUACCGGCCGUCCCAGACCCGUCGCAAGGACUCAGCAGCUUCUUCCCGCCGCAACUCCAUCUCUUCUGCUCAUUCCCGUUGUUCCUCGACCCAGACCUUUACCCGCCAUGGAGAUUCUGACCAGAGCAAGCACAUUGCACAGCACCUCCGGCGCACGUCCUUUCUCGAAGACCGAAAAGCACGCCUCGCCGACCGAGCUGCCCACGCCGAAAAGGUUCGUCUGAGAGCCGCCAUGGCUAAGGCCAGCCACCGCGACACCUCCCUAUCCGAAGAACGAGCUAUUGCUGCCCAACAAGCCCGGGAGCGCAACCUAGCUGAGAUCGUGGCUUCCUGUGCCGAGGAGGUCAAGAGGGCCAAGGCCAUUGCAGAGACCAUGAAGGGCAAGAGAGAACAGGAACUGGUCAAGCUCCGCGUUCAGAUGGAAGAACGCUUGGCCGAGGCCGAGCGGAGGAGAGAAGAGUUGAAAGGCCGUAAUGCCACCAAGAGGGCGCGGGGCCAGAGUCUCAUGUCGCGGAAGCCCACUGAGGCCUCUUCGAAUACCUCUGACGAGAAGCGUGCUCGGAUGUUGAGUGAGCCUGAAGCGGCCGAAAAGUUGCAAUGGUGGUGGAAGAGCCUCAUGAGAAGAAAGGCUGUCGCUGAGUUCUCCGAGUUAGGCAUCACCAUUGACGGCGUGCGGGACACGUCCUUUGACCAAGUACUCGAGCUGUUGGCGCAAGAAGAGGUCCUCGUACAGACCGCCCGUAUCCUCAGGAUAUGCGGUUUGCAGGAGGGCGAGACGGGAUCCGUUGAGGAAAUGGCCGCCGUUCGCACAUUUCUCAGCGCUUAUCUCAUUCUGGGCCACCCCACGCAGGUUCUGAGUAACAAGGACGGCACGGGGGAUAGGGAACAGCUGCAGGACCUCGUGACGAAAGCCCGAGAUCUCCUAAUUUCUUUCGAGAACAUCAUGUCGCGUUUGACUGCAGCCAACAACUAUACCCCCCCGCCGACUCUGCGUAGUGCACUGCCCGAGAUCUACGCCACUUUCUUCAACGCGUUCCUUGCGUGGAAGUCUCGGGAUUCGGAGUCUCUUGUUCAGUUGAUGCUCUUGCAAUUUGUUGAGCUGGACAUGAUUUUGCAGACGGUCCAGGAAAGCACCGAGGACGCGGCCGCAGAGCAAUACCGAGAGAGCAUAAAGAGCAAUCAGGUUCAGCUCAUUGUGCGGAUAAAGAAGCUUGCUGGCCAGGAAAAGGGCAAGAAGAUGAUUGGCGAUGCCGUUCGCAAGGCACGCAAGGCACGAGCCGCAAAGAAGCCCACUGGCGAUAUGAAGCCUCGCGUCGCCGAAAACGUGCCCGGAGAGGCUUCCGCUACUGCCGAAAGCCUUGUGUCGCCGGAUUCGCAGACCUUGACACCGCCGCCAACGCCGGCCAAGGGCCAUACCAAACCACAGCCCAUAGAGAUCAAGCCUGGAUUCAGCGGCCUAUUGCCCGAUAACAGGAUUGUCGUCCAUGAGCUUGCCAUUAACCGAGAAUACCGCAUCCCUUCAAGCGAAUACCGGGAACACCAUGCUGCCGUCCAGAUACCCCUAUUUGCGGGGAUGAGAGCAAGCAUGGAGGAAGACAAUUUAGACGCUAGCUUUGCAUAUUUUGUCAUCAUGAUGAGGUAUCUGAAGGACAACCUGCAGCGGCUCGUCAAGCCCGGCGCCUACAUGCACACAACAAUAAGUGAGAUUCUGGAUGUUGAAGUGGCCGAGCGACAGUUCCAGAUGGGGAGCUUCUCAUAUGAGAAGUUUUUCAUUUCCAUGGCAAACCUCUUGCCCAAGUUGUGCGCACCAUUCCGCGACAACGAGGCCAAGGAUCUAGUGGAAAACAAGCUUCAAAACGGGAGCCUGGUUGAUCGCGUGGAAGCAUUGACAGAAUUUGUCGAUUUCAUGUUGUGCGACUACGUCAACUACAUGUUCUCCACUGCAGCUCCUCAGUUGAUUGAGUCUGCACCAGAGUAUGAGAAGAAGAGAUUUACUGGGGCACUUGAGAGCGGUGCACACGAUUUGAGCGCGGCCGAGACGGCGUGGCGUUCUGCACGCUCCAAGGUUCUGGCGGAGGCUCGGAAGAGAGACCCGGAGGGCAUCAAUCACCCCAAGAAUCGGCCAACGGACGACAAAAUAUACGCACAGCUGCUUGUCGACAGUUUCACGCAGCCGGCGCCAAUCGCCGUUGACAAAGUACCCGAGAUGUUGGGCUUGGACUACAAGCGCAUGGUGCGGUUAUCCCUGGCCUCGCAGCGGAUUGUCACCACCGGGGCCAUUUUACUGCAAUGCAAGAACCUCCUCAAGCGGGACGUCCGCACGCCAUGGAAGACGGAGGCGACGCGGAUUACAGCGGUGCUUGAGGCAGAUCACGACAAUGUCGAAUCGACAGUACAGGGCGUCAUGGCGGCUCUAGAAGCGGGCAGGUCUAUGCCAGCAGCAACCAAAACGCACCUGAAAGCCCUCGUUACCAAGGUGCUGAAGGCUAGCCAAGACUCGAUGAAGAAGAGCAUCGAGCCGACAGAGCCCGUGUUGCGGCUUCUCCUGGCCAGGCUCAGGGGCCACAUGAACGCCAGGUUGACUGCUGGUUCAGCAAAGGAGAAGCUCAACGCGGCUACGACUGCGCAUGAGAAGCUGGCGGGUCUUGGCCUGGCGGAGUUCGCGGUGCAGGUUCGGGAGAUGCUAGACGAGAUAUCCAAGGUCGGAGCCGUCGACAGAGCGGCUCACGGAUCGUGGUGGAACGAAGUCGCGGCCAAGGUGGCGGCGGAGGGAGGAGCGCCGGGGGCCAGCGCCAGUGCCAGCGCCGGCAGUUCGGCAUAA
Molecule: messenger RNA, 3003 nt
Organism: Colletotrichum fioriniae
Lineage: Eukaryota; Fungi; Ascomycota; Sordariomycetes; Glomerellales; Glomerellaceae
Source: RefSeq, a predicted model, not a curated record